CCACACUCUGAGUUCCCCGACAGCUCCAGUGACUCACAAAGAAACAUUUCCUCCUCUAUGGGUGGUGGCCAUGCCGGACUACCCGGUUGCAGCAGGACAAAAAGUAAGCCUGUACUGCAGCAGUUCCAUAAUAUCAGUGACUGGGACUUGGUCAUGGGUACGCCUGCGAAAUCAGACCUGGGAAAAAGAGGGAAACAGUAGGGAACUGAUCCUGACCAAGCCAGAGCAAAGUGGAGAGUACCGCUGCUGUUCUUCAGUUGUCAACUGCGCAAACCAAACCCACACAGUUUACAUCAUUUCAACACAAACCACAGUGGGAGAGAAUUUAGGAAUAACAGCCUUCGUCUUUUCUCUUCUGAUCUUGAUCAUCAUCAUCGCUGCUGUUAUUUUUUUCUGGCUGGGCUUCCAAAGGACCAGUGGAACAGUGACCACCUCCAGCACUCCAGCAGUUAAAGAUGUUCCUGGACCUGAAAUCACACCAACGGGAGAUCUUCCACAGCCUGACACAGACGUGUACAUAAACUACACUAGCCAAGGCUACGCCGAUGUGGAACCCGCCAAUGUGACCUGGGAGGGUGUGUACUCAAGUCUCUCGUGAAAGGAGAUCGAGACAUGCAGUGGAAAGUGGACUGAUUAAAACAAGCCUGUUUUUUUUUAACUCUAUCUCUGGGUUAGUUAUAUGAAAAUUGCCAG
Maylandia zebra (zebra mbuna) is the source of this 693-nucleotide messenger RNA. RefSeq lists its product as uncharacterized. The record is from RefSeq and is a predicted model, not a curated record. Lineage: Eukaryota; Metazoa; Chordata; Actinopteri; Cichliformes; Cichlidae.